This is a messenger RNA of Phytophthora nicotianae INRA-310, 1845 nucleotides long. RefSeq lists its product as hypothetical. The coding region runs from base 242 to 1678 and encodes 478 amino acids. Gene Ontology annotation, cellular component: nucleus. Gene Ontology annotation, molecular function: DNA binding; DNA-directed DNA polymerase activity. NCBI's taxonomy places the organism in Eukaryota, Oomycota, Peronosporomycetes, Peronosporales, Peronosporaceae. The transcript is spliced from 2 exons. Gene Ontology annotation, biological process: double-strand break repair via nonhomologous end joining. The record is from RefSeq and is a predicted model, not a curated record.
AAGCUGCAACACACAAGUGAUCAUGACCGAUGCCAAGACAGCCGAUGCGGUGUAUGCACAGAUCGGGAAGCUGCGCGAGAUGGCCAAGAGUAAAAACGUCGAUAUCCCAGAGAACCCCUACGUAGCCACACACGAGAUCGCCACGGCACUUCUCGCGUCGAACGGAGACGAGCAGGUCGGAAGCUAAGUCCUUAUCACCCAAGAAGGUCAUAGCUAACGUUGUAUCGUUUGGUAGGGUGCUAUGAAAAAGGUGAUGGCAAAGUUUGGUCGAAACAAGCGAUCGCUUCCGGCCGAGUCGAAUCAGAGCAACAAGAAGACGAAGCGUGCGGGUGAAAACGGCGAGGAGAGUGACCCAGCUUCUGCGGGUUACGCGUACACCGCUGUAUCCAUGGAGGACGUUGGUGAAGAAGAGCCCAUGGCUCCGCACAAGACCAUCCGUUUGGUCGAAGAAGUUCGCGAGAAGAAGGCUGCGAAUCCUGCCAAUCAGAAGAUCGUGGACGCAUUUGCUGCGUAUGGCGAAGAGCAACUCGAAUAUGGACACACUGGCAAGGGGGUAUCGCAUCUUCGUGCUGCGCUCCACAUCCGUGAUCACCCGGACGCUAUCAAGUCUUCGAAGGAAGCACGAGCAGUCCCCAUGGUGGGCAACAAGAUCGCUGCUCAAAUCGAAGAAAUUUUGGCCACGGGGAAGGUGAAAGACACGACCGGCGAUCAAAAUGUAAGUACCGAUGUGGAACACCACCAACGUCCUGAAUUGGUGAUGGAGAUUCACAAUUCUCAAACCAAAUGUCCCGAGAACCAACCGUUGGUGCAAGAACUGACGAAGUUCGGAGAGCACGAACUCUACUUCGGUAGUUCCGGGAAGGGAACGAGUCACCUCCGUGCGGCGCGAGAGAUUCAACUGGCAGACCACGUGAUCAAGUCUGGAUCAACCGCUCGAACGAGCGUCCCGUUGGUCGGUGAUGUGAUCGCUGACAAGAUCGACCAGAUUUUGGAGUAUGGCCGUAUUGUCAAGGACACGGGGGAGACCACGGGGUCUCGAAGCUACUCGCGCGGCAGUGGUGGGGGUUAUACGCUUGCUCCGAUUGUCAAGGACUUGCGUGAAAAGCCGGCCAAAUGUCCCGAGAACCAGUCGAUCGUCGAUGCUUUGGUCGACUACGGUGACAGUCACUUGUACUCUGGCCACAGAGGCAAGGGGAUCUCGCAUUUGCGAGCAGCUCAAGGUAUUCGCGACUCUGACACGGUAGUGAAGUCGGGAAAGCAAGCCAGCAAGGCCAUCGGGAUGGUCGGUCAACGUAUUGCGGCCAAGAUCGACCAGAUCAUUCAACAGGGUCACGCUGAUAGCGACGAAGAUUAUGAGUACGAUGCAGCUGAAGAAGAAGAGGAAGAAGAGAGUGAAUACGGCAAGCGUGAACGUGACUCGGUGGUGCCUCCGAUCGUGCGAGAUGUUGUCAGCAAGCCGGCUGAAGUUGAGAAGAACCAGGUCUUGGUUGACGCUCUGGUCGAGUAUGGCGAGGAAGAGCUGUACAAGCGCCACACUGGUCGAGGAACGGCGUUCCUACGUGCUGCACGCCGUCUUCGCGAUGCUGAUAUGGCCGUGACCAAUGGGCAAGAAGCGAAGAAAUUGGGGCGCAUCGGUGACAAGGUGGCGAAUUACAUCGAGACGAUGCUGGCGAAGUAAUUUUUAAUGAGUAGCGAGCACUCAUUUUGUUAGUCACCAGCACCGAAGAGAAGAAGACCAGCGUGGCAGUUUAGGGUGGGCUGGUGACUGCGUCGUUAUGGACCUUAUAUAUUCUCAUUUUUGCCCGAAAAUCCUUCUUUAUUCGAGGCAACCGAGCCAUUCCUCGU